This is a messenger RNA of Corythoichthys intestinalis (scribbled pipefish), 1184 nucleotides long. RefSeq names its product ovoinhibitor-like. The record is from RefSeq and is a predicted model, not a curated record. The coding region runs from base 73 to 1029 and encodes 318 amino acids. The transcript has 10 exons. Gene Ontology annotation, molecular function: protein binding; serine-type endopeptidase inhibitor activity. Lineage: Eukaryota; Metazoa; Chordata; Actinopteri; Syngnathiformes; Syngnathidae.
GGCCAUGAUUCGAUUUUUUUGGUGGGUUGUUGAGGGAGAGACAAGGGGAAGGCAUUCACAUCCAAGAAAAAAAUGAAGCUGGCCCUGUUGCUCUGUUUCAUCCUGUUGCUUUCUGUUGGGGCUGCAGAAUCUGAUCCACAUGGACCUGUUGAGAAUAUCUGUGAGUGGUAUGGAAGGCAUUGCACCCUGGAAUGGGAUCCAGUAUGUGGCAGUGAUGGACGUACAUACUCCAAUGAAUGUUUUCUCUGCCAGGAAAAUAGAUUUAAUCCGAACAAAGUGAAAGUGGCAUACAAGGGUGAGUGUAGUAUAAUACAUUGCCCUGCAGUUAUUGAUCCAGUAUGUGGCACUGAUGGACGUACAUAUGACAAUGAGUGUGCUAUCACCGCCAAAAAUGGACCGAAUCACAAUGUAGAGGUGGCAUACAAGGGUGAGUGCUUUACCUGUGACAGCGUUGGAAUAGUAUGCCCUGAAAUAUAUGAUCCAGUAUGUGGCAGCGAUAAACGUACAUACAGCAGUGCAUGUCAUCUCUGCUUGGAAAAUGGAGGGAAUCAGAACAAAGUGACGGUGGCAUACAAGGGUGAGUGCAUUAGAUUAAUUUGCCCCUUGUAUUAUGAUCCAGUAUGUGGCACUGAUGGACGUACAUACCCCAAUGACUGUGGUUUCGACCAGCAAAAUGGAGCGAAUAACAAAGUAAAGGUGGCAUACAGGGGUGAGUGCAUUACCUGUGACGGGGAAAGAUUAGUAUGCCCAGAGAUAUAUGAUCCAGUAUGUGGCAGUGAUGGACGAACAUACAGCAGUGCAUGUCAUUUCUGCAUGGAAAAUGCUGGGAAUCCGAAUAAGGUGAAAGUGGUACACAAGGGUGAGUGCUACGUGGCUGAUCCCUGUGAUACCUAUGGAAGAGUUUGUCCCACGAAAUGGGAUCCAGUAUGUGGCAGUGAUGGAUAUUCAUACAUCAAUGAGUGCCAUCUCUGCCAGGAAAAUAGAUUGAAUCAGAAGAAAGUGGAGGUGGCACACAAGGGUUGGUGUUGAAUGUGGCGUCUUCCCUAAAGUCUGUCAAUUAACGUAAACACUUUGUGUGUUCUGUAUAUCCUCACAAAGUGGCUGACAAUCACAUGCUAGAAUAGAUCAUAAUAAAAAUAAUGUGCCAAAUAAUGAAUCGACAAUUUUGCGUGAUACCUCACUGU